CGACGACGCCUCUUCCCUACGUCGACUAGGAAGCUAUGUCUUUUGCCCGCUUCUUCAGCUAGUGAAACCCUAAUCGGACCCUGAAACAAGACGAAGCUGGCGGUGUUUUAUGAUGCGAGCAAAACUCAACGACCGAUUAAGCUUUGCCGUUCCCCGCACACCGAUAUGUCAUUGGUCCAAGCACCCGCGAAAAAGAGGAGGAGGUUGACCUCGCCGCGAUUUAGCACUACAGCUCUCAAUUGCCUUCUCUCGCACAUAGACAAAACUCGAAUAUCAUAGGGAUCAAACUCUCGUCGCAUCACGCUAUAUCUAUCCCAGGGCACUCACGUAGCCUACCAAAUCAAGUAGCCAUGGCAGGUCCUGCUCCAGGGACAACGGCCAUUCCGUCCACUAUGAAGGCGUGGCUCUGGAACACCACCAGCGGAGGCCUUGAAAAGAACAUUUACAGAUCUGAUACUGCCAAACGACCGGGUCAGACACUGCAGUCUAACCAGGUCCUUGUGAAGGUCAUUUCCAUGUCUCUCAACCCUGCCGACUACAAGGUCCCUGAAAUGGGAUUUAUCUACAAAUGCGUGGUCUCCACACCAGCGUCGCCCGGCAUGGACUUUUGUGGAAGUGUUGCCGCAGUCGGUCCCGGAGUAACGAAUGUCAAGGUGGGACAGCUCGUUUUUGGGUGCUUGGUCUUGCCGUUGCAGCACGGUUCUCUGGCAGAGUACAUCGUCACACCAGGCGAUGUUAUCGUUCCCAUUCCAGACGGCGUUGAGGUUGAUCAUGCUGCCACAGUAGGUAUUGCUGGGCAAACCGCGCUGCAAGUCAUUCAAAAUAAAGUUGGAGAAGGUGAUCAUGUUUUCAUCAACGGUGGAUCUGGUGGCGUAGGGAUAUAUGCGAUUCAGAUCGCAAAAGCCCUUGGAUGUCAGGUCACCGCGACAUGCUCGACUCGAAAUGUUGAGUUGUUGAAAAGUCUUGGAGCGGAUGAGGUUCUCGAUUAUACGACUGUCGACGUUGUCCAACAUUUGCGCAAGCAAGGACCACUAUUCAGUCUUUGCCUCGACAUGAUCGGCGAACCGGACGAGUUGUAUCGCGAAAGCCACAACUUUCUCCUCCCUAACAAGUUAUUUGCACAAGUUGGAAACGGCUCACAUUUGGCUACUGCAGCACGGCUCAUUACCCCUAAGAUCUUCGGCGGCGGGCAGCGACCAUAUCAGCUAGUUUUUUUCAAGAACAGGUACGAAGAUCUGAAAAUAAUAGGCGACUGGAUGCAGCAGGGCAAAGUAAAGGCGGUCUUAGAUAGUGUAUACGAGUUUGAUGACGCCGUUCAAGCUUACGAAAAACUUAAAAGUCAUCGUGCCAGGGGGAAGAUUGUUGUACACGUUUCCGCCAAACCAGUUUGAUAGUUGUAUAUAUGAUUAUGACACGUCUUUAUUUAUAUUUUAUUUGACAGCGCCGCCAAAAUUGCGUUUGAAUUGACAUUUUCGUGUCCUUCGGGCCCUCCCUCCAAAGAUCAUUUCCUAUAAAACAUCCCGUUUGCACCGGCUAACUGGGCACCUGUUUUUUCAUUUUCCUUUUAUCUGAACACUUCUCUCUUG
This is a messenger RNA of Talaromyces proteolyticus, 1586 nucleotides long. Its product is annotated as putative zinc alcohol dehydrogenase. The record is from RefSeq and is a predicted model, not a curated record. The transcript has a single exon. The coding region runs from base 351 to 1391 and encodes 346 amino acids. NCBI's taxonomy places the organism in Eukaryota, Fungi, Ascomycota, Eurotiomycetes, Eurotiales, Trichocomaceae. Gene Ontology annotation, molecular function: oxidoreductase activity.